This is a messenger RNA of Necator americanus (New World hookworm), 447 nucleotides long. RefSeq lists its product as uncharacterized. Bases 1 to 447 code for a protein of 148 amino acids. The record is from RefSeq and is a predicted model, not a curated record. NCBI's taxonomy places the organism in Eukaryota, Metazoa, Nematoda, Chromadorea, Rhabditida, Ancylostomatidae. The transcript has a single exon.
AUGAUGAACGACCUGACCUCCGAGCUGGGCAGAACGAAACGAGCGGCAUGGGAAGCAUUCAAGAGCAUCGAGGAUGUAGUGAAGAGGACCAAGAACAACAGGCUCCGUGCUCACUUAUUGAACGCCACCGUUCUUCCUGCUUUGACCUACGCUUCAGAAACGUGGGCAUUUCGCGAGCAGAAGGAAAAUGCGAUCGGCGUCAUAGAACACGGAAUUGAAAGAGUGAUGCUAGGAGUAACCCGCUUUACGCAAAUGAGAGAAUGGAUUCGAAGUUCACUCCUACGGUACCGAUCGAAGAUAAGAGACGCUGCCGCAUACGCCGAGGAAAGCAAAAUUAGGUGGGUCGGACACGUGAUGCGUUUCAGUGACAACCGUUGGACCAGAGCCGUAAUCGUCUGGAUACCACGCGGCAUCAAACGCAGCGCAGGAAGAUCGCCUAUCCGAUGA